AUGGGGCAGGGGACGCAAUUAGGAGAGACGGGUAGAAGGGGGGAGUUUGUUGAUGUUGUUGAUGUUGAUGAUGAAGACGAAGAGGAUGAUGAUCGAGUUAAUGGGAAAAGCGCGACAGACGUGUACACGCAAAUCCUGCAGCACAUGACCAAGACCUCUUCUGACGUGAUACCAGAUUUAUUCACCCUCGACUUGGACAACCUCUUACCCGAAGAAGAUGAAUGCAGAUGUGCGCGGUGCGGAUGGUGGUUUGACGCUAUGCGUCGGAAAUAUGCGUACGUCUUCUUCUGCGCGAGGUUCACCCAGGAUGAAGAGGAUUUCCGCUUCUUUCCUUCACGCGGGGUUGAGUGGAAUACUCAACAGGGCCGCGAGCCGCUGGAGUCUGAUAGUCUUGUGUUUUCGGAGGAUAGCGAAAGCAUAGAUGGAGAGUCUGAGAUUGCGUCUCUCUUUGAUUCGGGGUUGGUGAUCUGUCUUGGAUGUGAUGAGCCGCUGGGCGUAUCCACGGCCAAUAACCGCGUCCAUGUCCGGAUUGGAAGAUAUGAUAAUAGGGAGGAGACGGUUUUCACGAUUAGUCAUGAAAUUUGGCAUAGAGCAAAGGAAUGUCUCCGAGUGUGCCGGGAUGAACACGACAGAUGCAGAUAUCGCAGUGAAUCCACGCAAGCAAGCGGGUUCAAGCCCACCCGACUGAUCGAUACCGGUCAAGACGACGACGGCCCCCCUCGACUCGUGCGCGGCCCAUCUCUAACUGCGGAAGAUAUCAAAACCGGCUAUGUGGCCUUGAACUACUGCUGGGGGGGCGACAAUGAACAAAAGACCACCACGCAGAACAUCGAGACUCGAUACGAGGACGACUUUCCCCUGAAGAGUCAACCCGCAACAAUCCAAGACGCGAUCACAGUAAUAACGAAAAUGGGUUUCUGUUAUCUCUGGAUCGAUAACCGACACAUGCGCAGAGCUCCUCAUCUCCUCAUCUCCGUAUCCCGCGCGUCCACGGCCGCCGGCGGAUUUCUCCAACAUAUCAUUGCCGAAGAAGUCGAAGAGACAGAAAUCAAGCUCUCGAUCCCGUUCAAACACACCUACCAAGCAGGAACAGGGCGAAUCGUCCUCGUGAAAUGGUUCCCCUCGCGCGCGGACCUAACGCCAGAACCAAUCCACUCCCGCGCCUGACAUUGCAAGAACACCUCUUAGAGUCCUAGCCAAGCGGAUCCUAGCCUUCGGUAAGACGGGGCUGGCAUCGCAGUGUCUGCGGGACUCUGCUUACGGCGCUGUAACGAAGAGCGCUUACACGGAUAAGACGCAGAUUCUGUCUAGUCCGUCGAAUAUGACCUGUCGGAAUAUGGUGGUUGUAGUAGAUAAAAAGGGGAGGAAUACGGCGCAUCGGGGCAACCCGUUUAGAUAUAAGACGGCCCACAAGGAGUGAGAUAGGUUGCUAAAUAAUUUCUGCUUAAGGCGGUUCUAGGCCAGAUCCUUGGUGCACUUUUGCGGCAUCGAAUAAGAUCGAUUGCUAGAUGCUACCUUGUGAUCUAUUCAAUAUUUCAGGCCAAGGCUACCACCCUACUAAGGACAUGUUCUAGCCGGCGCCCAGGGGCAUGCGCUUCAGGGGCGUGUCGCAACUUUUCACCCAUUGUAUAGACGUGUCGCAACUUGCCACCCAUUGUAUAAAUGUGGGUGAGACUUAAACAGCUGGCCCGUGCUCUGACAUUUUAUUAGAUGAAGUGGAUAAUAGGUAGCAGAAGAAGGGUUGUAUUAAGGAUGAAGAGAGAAAAAGCUGGGACCCAGAGGUCCAGGGGGUAGCUAGGCGAGGCGAUGAGCAGAAAAGUCGUCAGUCCCAACGACGCCACCAGAUCAACCACUAGAACAACUAUGAAAAUAACUAUUAAA
Messenger RNA from Xylaria bambusicola, 1881 nucleotides. RefSeq lists its product as uncharacterized. NCBI's taxonomy places the organism in Eukaryota, Fungi, Ascomycota, Sordariomycetes, Xylariales, Xylariaceae. Bases 1 to 1167 code for a protein of 388 amino acids. The record is from RefSeq and is a predicted model, not a curated record. The transcript has 4 exons.